AUUCCUCACCACUCAGCGGCUCUAGUAAGCCUACCCGGCCGAGCCGGGCCCACACUCUCCACUUUUCCACUCGGCCAGCGAUUUAUCCGGUACGCACGCACGCUGAAAAGGUAAAGGGAACGCCGCCCAGCAUGCCGAGCCGCAACGACCUGUCGUCCAAGACGUUCAUCCGCAAACCCGGCACGCGGCCCCUGGACACGUCGAUCCCGAUGCGGACCGAGAUGCCGCCACCGCUGCGGCAGCCGACGACACGCGUGCAGCGCGCCAAGACGCUCACACGCCCAGAGCGCUCACAGCCGCAGCAGCCACUGAUCAACCCAUCCGGCACAUCACCUGCAUCGCCUGCCGGUGCGCGCACACAGCAAGGCGGCCUCAGCUGGUGGCGUGUCUUUGCGCGCCUCGUCACCUUCUGGGCUCCCGGCGUGUUCCUCUCCGCCUGCGGACUCAAGGAUGGCGCGUCAAAGCAGGCCUGGCGCGAGAAGGUCGCACUCGUCUUCCUGGCCAUGCUCGUCGGCGGCUUUAUUGGCUUCAUCACCAUGGGCCUCAACGCCGCCUUUUGCACCGCCGCAGACGCCAGUGGUGCGGAAGACUAUACGCACGUCGGCGACCCGACCGCCCACGGCACUCUCGGCAUCAACGGCUGGAUGUUCACAAUCAACAGCGGCGAAAAUCUGCGUAGCCCCCAGGAAAGCGGCGUCAACCUCUACAUGCUCGCCAAUAGCGUCCCCGGCUACGACAUUAGCACGCUCUUUAGGCGCCAGACGCCCGCGUGCCAGGGCAUCUCUGGCGCCUUUGCCUCGCUCGACCCGUGCAGCGUUGCCCUGCCUAACGGCCAGAAUGCUGGCUGCGUCCAGGGCGACCUCUCGGACGACAACCUGCGCGCGUCCAGCUUUGUCAAUACCAGCCGCAAGGUUGGCUUUGGCUGGGACACCGUCUCUAACGACACCUUUAAAAAUUUUAUGGUCCUCGACGGUGAUGUGCUCAACAUGAACCCGUACAUAGCGAAGUUCCCAAAGCCGAUCGCCAACGACCCGGUCGACAGCAUCAUCCGCUCGCAGCUGCAGCAGAUGGACUCCAAGUACGGCAAGGACGCGACGCGCUACUUUUACACCCAGGGUAACUUCCGUGCCGAGGUCAACUGCCUACGCCAAAAGUACCUUGCCGGACAGAUCGACAAGAUUACCCCCGGUUGCUUCUUCAGCAAGCUGAUUCUGUACGCCUCGCUCAUCGUCAUCCUCGGCCUCGUCUUCAUUCGCUUCUUGAUGGCGGUCUACUUUAGCUGGUUUAUCAGCUGGCGCAUGACAAGCAAACCCAAGAACGCACGCGGCCGCACCGGCGUUGCGCUCAACCACAUGCCCGAGGGUGCAAUGACCUACGUCAACUCGGACGGCACCGCGCCAUGGGCGAGCAAGCCCGGCGGCGGGCCGCGCAUCGCCGACGCCGGCGCAGCACCAGGCAAGUAUGGUUCGUCCCGCGGCUCCUCCUCCUCUGCCACGCUUAACGCCGCCGACAUUGGCGACACGCCGUACAUAGUCAACCUGAUCACGUGCUACUCUGAGAACGAGGAAGGCAUCUCCAACACCCUCUCCUCGCUCAGCGAAACCAACUACCCGGACGAGCGCAAGCUGCUCUUCGUCGUCGCCGAUGGCAUGGUGACUGGCUCGGGAGAGACGAAGAGUACGCCGGACGUGUGCGUGGGCCUGCUGGACGCCGACGCGCGCUUCGGCACGCCGAUCCCGAUGAGCUUCAUUAGCGUCGCGCAGGGCCGCAAGGCGCACAACAUGGCCAUGGUCUACGCGGGCCACUAUUCGCGCGGCCGCGGCCACCGCACACCCCUUAUCAUCGUCGUCAAGUGCGGCACGCCCGAGGAGGCCAGCAGCGCCAAGCCCGGCAACCGGGGCAAGCGCGACUCGCAGAUGAUCCUCAUGAACUUUCUUCAGCGCGUCACAUACAACGACCGCAUGACCCCGCUCGACUUUGACCUUUUCCGCAAGAUCCAUGCCCUCAUGGGCGUCACGCCCGACUUUUUCGAGCUCUGCAUGAUGGUCGACGCGGACACCAAGGUCUACCCCGAGUCGCUGCGAAUUCUCUCCGACUGCAUGAUGCACGAUCCGCUCAUCAUGGGCGCUUGCGGCGAGACGCGCAUCGCGAACAAGCUCAGCAGCUGGGUCACUAUGAUCCAGGUUUACGAGUACUUUAUCUCUCAUCAUCUCACCAAGUCGUUCGAGAGCGUCUUUGGCGGCGUCACUUGCCUUCCUGGCUGCUUCAGCAUGUACCGCAUCAAGGCACGCAAGGCGGCUGACGACGACUGGGUCCCCGUCAUCGUCAAGCCAGAGGUGACGCGCGAGUACAGCCAGUCGACUGUCACGACACUACACCAGAAGAAUCUGCUCCUGCUCGGCGAGGACCGCUUCCUCACCACGCUCCUGUUGCGCACCUUCCCCAACCGCAAGAUGGUCUUCUGCCCCAGGGCCAGGUGCAGGACAGAAGUGCCACACACGUUCAAGAUGCUCCUGUCCCAACGCAGGCGAUGGAUCAACUCCACCGUCCACAACCUCAUGGAGCUCGUCCUGGUCCGCGACCUCUGCGGCACGUUCUGCUUCUCCAUGCAGUUCAUCGUGUUCAUGGACUUGAUUGGAACAGCGUCGCUGCCCGUUGCCAUCGGACUGACCUACACUCUCAUCGUCACCUAUUGCCUCCACCCGCCCCAUGACUUUAGCACGGCGAUCCCGCUCAUGCUGCUUGUCGCCGUCAUUGGUCUUCCGGCUGUGCUGAUCCUGCUCGCCACGCGUAAGGUCGUCUACGUGCUGUGGAUGCUCGUCUACCUCUUGGCGCUGCCCGUCUGGAACUUUAUCCUCCCGAUCUACUCUUUCUGGCACUUUGACGACUUUUCCUGGGGCGAGACGCGCAAAGUCGAGGGUGAGGGCAAGGAUACAGGGCACGGCGACGAUGACGGCACAUUCAGCGCGAGCAGCGUGCCGCUGCGCAGAUGGGAGGACUGGGAGCGCUCACGCCUCAAGAAGCUCGCGCGCGAGGCGCGCAGGCGGCAAGAAUUUGAGCGCCAGUUUGGCAAGGGCUUCUACAACGAGGAGAAAGACCAUCAGGACCAGUAUCUCGACCCCAAGAGCCAGUUGCGCAACAGCUUCGACUCGAGUGACGCAGCGAGCGACUUUGAGGAGGACAAGUGGGGCGCACAGAUCGGCGGCUACGACGAGUCGCAGCCGCCACCGCCUCUCGCCAUCGUCCGGCAUUCUGUCUUUGUCGAUGGUGAGAACACCCUCGUUGGCGCGCAAGACAUGGAGGAGAUGCUCGAGAAGGGCUGGGACGAGGAUGGAAAGCAAGGAGGAGGAGGAUGGGGAGGAAACGACUGGCGCAAGGAAAAUUCCUUCUCGCCUUAUCCACCCAUGCCGCGCUUACCUGCGCAGUACGGCCCGGUGGGGAAUGGCGGCUACAGACAGCCGCCAUCACGAGGGCCGCCUGCAGGGCACUAUGCGCCAGACGGAGAGGAGCGGGUCGCGCUCAUGCAGGACCGGUACCAGGAUGGCGGUGGUGGGGACUAUCGUGCACACACCACCGGUGUCAACCGAGGCGCGUCGGGCGGGCAGCAACAGCACGCACGCAAUCGUUCACAACCUCAAGUCAAUCCAUUGGGAGGAGAUCCGCCAGGCGGAUCAAACGGCUACGCCCAUCCGUCGCACAUGAACAAUGGUCACGUGGACUAUCGGUAGUUCUUCCGUGUUCUUGGGACGGCUCGAUAUCCCUCAGCUUGAACUCGACUCGACAACCUCAUCCCUUCCCCCCUC
Tilletiaria anomala UBC 951 is the source of this 3803-nucleotide messenger RNA. Its product is annotated as glycosyltransferase family 2 protein. The transcript is spliced from 3 exons. Gene Ontology annotation, molecular function: chitin synthase activity. The record is from RefSeq and is a predicted model, not a curated record. Gene Ontology annotation, cellular component: cell septum; cell periphery. NCBI's taxonomy places the organism in Eukaryota, Fungi, Basidiomycota, Exobasidiomycetes, Georgefischeriales, Tilletiariaceae. The coding region runs from base 132 to 3728 and encodes 1198 amino acids.